UGUUAUUCGACACACGUGCCAAGGACGUCAAUAUUUUUUCUUGGUUGAAACCGGUCAAUCUAUCACUACUUCCGAUAGUGAUAGUGUCUUUCAAACUUUCGAUCGUGUAUUUCAAAUUGUUAAGACUACAGAAUACCUGAUAAAUUAUUUGAUGACAUGGCACUUCAGUCUGGUAGAAGAUUACUUGGUUUAAAGUUCGUAAGAAGAAUCAUAGCUCAAGAAAAUGAAAUCGCAAUGUUCAGUACGACUGGACCAACUAAUGCCAAAAGUUGUAAAGUUUUAGUUGUUGGUGGGGGGACAGGAGGGAUUUCUACAGCUGCUAGAUUCGUGAAGAAGGUUGGAAAAGGAAAUGUCAUCAUUAUAGAACCUACAGAUACACAUUAUUACCAAGCAAUGUGGACAUUAGUCGGCGGUGGUGCUAAAAAAUUUACAGAUACAUCUAAACCAAUGAAAUCAGUUAUACCUAGUGGCUGCAACUGGAUUCAAGAUAAAGCUGUUAAAUUUGAUCCAGAAAAUAAUACAGUGACAACUGAAGGAGGUGAAACGGUCAACUAUGAAUAUUUGAUAAUUGGCAUGGGACUCCAACUAAAUUUUGAAAAUGUCAAAGGUUUAGUUGAUGCUUUAAAAACUGAUCCAAAUGUUGUUUCUAACUAUUCACCAAACACUGUCAAUAAAACAUUUCCAGCUUUACAGAAUUUAAAAAAUGGUGAAGCUAUUUUUACCUUUCCUAGUACACCCAUUAAAUGUGCUGGCGCUCCCCAAAAAAUAAUGUACUUAGCUGAUGAUUAUCUUCGAAAGAAUGGUAGAAGAGAUAAUGUACAUAUCAAUUUUAAUACAGCACUGGGUGUUAUCUUUGGUGUGCCAAAAUAUGCUGAAAGGUUGAGAGAGUUAGUUUCUAAAAGGAAUAUAACUGUAAAUUAUACUCAUAAUCUGACAGCCAUAGAUGCUGAUAAGAAAGAGGCUGUGUUUGAAAUUUUAGGGAAUGAUAAAAAAGAAACCAAAAGCUUUAAGUAUGACUUUAUUCAUGUUACACCACCUAUGUCGGCUCCUGAUGUAUUACGUAAUUCAAAUAGACUAGUUGAUAGUACUGGGUUUUUAGAUGUUAAUAAAGAAACAUUACAACAUGUUAAAUACAAGAAUAUAUUUGGUAUUGGUGAUUGUACUAACAUACCUACAUCCAAGACUGCUGCUGCAAUUGCUGCUCAAAAUGGUGUAUUAUAUAAAAAUCUUUCAUUGGUUAUGGAAGGUGGCAAUGUCUCAUCAAAGUAUGAUGGAUACACUUCCUGUCCUUUAGUUACAUCUUAUGAGAGAUGUAUACUUGCUGAAUUUGGUUUUGAUGGGAAAGUGAUGGAAACUUUUCCUGUUGAUCAAGGAAAAGAAAGGAGGAGCAUGUUAUUGUUGAAGAAACAUGUAAUGCCAACCAUAUAUUGGGAGGCUAUGCUAAGGGGAUAUUGGAAUGGACCGGGUGUUUUCAGAAAAUUAAUGCACUUUGGAAAGUCCUAAAUACUUGAACAGAAAACAAGUGAAAUGAAAUGCUUUAAAAUAUUUAAUGUAAUCUACAUACAUAUAUAUUUGCCUUUUUGCAAAAUAUAAUUUUGUAUCUACAAAAAAUGUUAUAUUUGCUUAAAAAAGUUACAAUAAAUUUACUUAUGUUAAACAAACCC
Molecule: messenger RNA, 1664 nt
Organism: Lottia gigantea (owl limpet)
Lineage: Eukaryota; Metazoa; Mollusca; Gastropoda; Lottiidae
Exons: 10
Coding region: 157-1503 (448 amino acids)
Cellular component (GO): mitochondrion
Molecular function (GO): sulfide:quinone oxidoreductase activity; FAD binding
Source: RefSeq, a predicted model, not a curated record